AUGUCCCCUUUCAGACUGCUCUAUGGAAAAAGAUGUCAUCUACCUGUGGAAAUUGAACAUAAGGCAUACUGGGCAAUCAAGCAAAUUAACCUCAGUAUGAGCCUAGCUGGAGAAACGCGAAAGCUGCAGCUGAGUGAGUUGGAAGAGCUUCGGUUGGAGGCUUACGACAAUGCUGUGCUCUAUAAGGAGCGAACCAGGAGAAUCCAUGAUGCUAAGAUCAGAAAGAAGGAAUUCUGGGUAGGACAAAAAGUCCUACUUUUCAAUUCUCGUUUCAAAAUGAUGGCCGGGAAGUUUCGUUCAAAAUGGUCAGGACCAUUUGUGAUCAAAGGGAUUUUUUCAAAUGGAAGCAUAGAGGUGUACGAUCACAAUGGAGUUGAUACAUUCGUGGUGAAUGGGCAUCGUUUGAAGCCCUACCAUGAACUUGCUGAAGUAGAAAAAGAGAAGGAGGAAUGCCACCUUCUCAACCCUGUGUACGAGUGA
Molecule: messenger RNA, 480 nt
Organism: Salvia miltiorrhiza (redroot sage)
Lineage: Eukaryota; Viridiplantae; Streptophyta; Magnoliopsida; Lamiales; Lamiaceae
Exons: 1
Coding region: 1-480 (159 amino acids)
Source: RefSeq, a predicted model, not a curated record